UUCUAGACUUAAUACUGAUCGCCGCCGCCGUAAUUUUUGCAAGAACUAGGCGCGCCGGGCAAGCAGCAGGCCCGUAAACCAAUUUUGCCUGAAUUCGCAAAGCGCAGCAAAGAUGCUCGUCCUCAACCAGAACACCCAGAGAGACACGGGCCGCAGCGCACAGCUCGCGAACAUCGGCGCGGCCCAGGCGGUAGCGGGCAUCGUACGAUCCACCCUCGGCCCUCGAGCGAUGCUCAAGAUGCUCUUGGACCCCAUGGGCGGCAUCGUCAUCACGAACGACGCCAACGCUAUCUUGAGGGAGGUCGACGUGAGCCACCCGGCGGCCAAGCAGAUGAUUGAGUUGUCGAGAGCCCAAGACGAGGAGGUCGGGGACGGCACUACAUCAGUGAUAGUACUCACCGGAGAGAUGCUCCAGGUCGCCGAACCGUUACUACAACGGAACAUCCACCCGACGAUGAUCUGCCGAGGCUACGCGAGAGCCUUAGAUGCGGCCUUAGGAGCCUUUGCCUCGAUCAGCAAAACUGUCGACCUCAAGGACAACGACGCCCUCCUAGCACUCGUACAAAGUUGCAUAGGCACCAAAUUCAGCAGCAGGUGGGGCGACCGCGUCAUCGAGAUGGCGGUGCAGGCUACACUGAGAGUCGUGCAAGAACGAGGUAGCAGUACGGGAGAAGGUACCGUAAAAGAAGUAGACAUAAAACGCUACGCGAAAGUGGAAAAGGUCCCCGGCGGCGAACCUGCUGAUAGCCGUGUCUUACGAGGCGUCAUGUUCAACAAGGACGUGACGCACCCGCGCAUGCGGCGGAAGAUCGUGAGACCUCGCGUUUUAUUACUAGAUUGUCCGUUAGAAUACAAGAAGGGCGACUCGAACGCCAACGUCGAGAUCACGAAGGAGGAGGACUGGAACACUCUCCUCAGAAUCGAGGAGGAGUACAUCGAGCACGUCUGCGCGCAGAUUGUGGCAGCUCGGCCGGACGUGGUCAUUACCGAGAAGGGUGUGAGUGACUUGGCGCAGCACUACCUCAUGAAGGCGAACAUCACGGCCUUCCGGCGGCUGCGGAAGACGGACAACAACCGCGUGGCUCGCGCGACGGGCGCGACGAUCUGUUCUAGAACUGAUGAAAUCCAGGAGUCCGACGUCGGGACGCAGUGCGGGCUCUUCGAGGUGCGGAAGUUGGGCGAUGAGUACUUCGCGUUUCUGGAGGAGUGCGACGACCCCAAGGCUUGUACCUUACUGUUGCGGGGUGGCUCCAAGGAUGUUUUGAUGGAGGUGGAACGGAACCUGCAGGACGCGAUGCAGGUCAUCCGCAACGUCGUGCUGGAGCCGCGGCUCUUGCCGGGCGGUGGGGCCGCGGAGAUGGCUGUUUCCAGGGCGCUGCGUGCGGCGGCCGACGCGGCUACUGGGGUUGAUUCUUACCCGCUGCGGGCGGUGGCGGACGCGAUGGAGGUGAUUCCCCGCAUUUUAGCGACGAACUGCGGCGCCAAGGUCGUGCGCGUGCUCACCGAACUAAGAGCCAAGCAGCAGACCGAGGGCCCGACCUGGGGUAUUGAUGGGACGACGGGCAAGGUCGCCGACAUGAACGCCAAGGACGGUCCUAGGAUCUGGGAGCCGUACGCCGUCAAGGUACAGACUGUCAAGACCGCAAUUGAAGCCGCGAGCCUCAUCUUGCGCGUCGACGACAUCGUCUCGGGCAUCAAGGGCCAGAAGUAGUUUUUCCGACCACCCACGUAUAAUAUUGCGUCUCUCGUUUU
Messenger RNA from Pelagomonas calceolata, 1752 nucleotides. The record is from the annotation of a GenBank genome assembly. NCBI's taxonomy places the organism in Eukaryota, Pelagophyceae, Pelagomonadales, Pelagomonadaceae.